AUGACCCUGCUGAUAUGCGGAGGUCCGUUGCCAGAGCUAUUGAACGAGCUUGUCAAUGGCAAGCCGUUUGCUUGGUACAGACCCUCCGACCCGAUCAAGCAAUUGCUGGUUCAGAGGGUCCUCUUCGUGUGUUGGCGAAACCCGCAUCUGGCUUGUCUCGAUCACAAGCUCCCUGGCCGUCGCUACCCUCCCCGUGGGAUCAAUGUGGAAGGCAAUGUGUUGAAGAUCUUCCUACAACGUCCUGUAUUUGUGAGUGUAGGUGCAUUGAAGAUGCUGAUCCGAAUAUGCCACUCAGUGCUGGGAGAGCUCCUCGAUCAAGACACAAUGCAAUUGGCUUGCCGACACGCCCCAGCCGAAGUUUUGGCCCAAUUGCAGCACCUAAUCCCCACAAACGAUGAACUCAUGUACUCAAAUGCCUUGGGACGCCUGGGCGACACAGAAGCAAAACUGUUGAUCAAGAGAUGUUCAACUACCAUCCCACCUCGAGUCACGAUUCAGGCGCUCCUUGGGCGCAACCACGAUAUAGUGCAGUUUGCCUUGGACACUUACCCCUCGACAGCAACUGAAAUCAUAUUGAACCUUCGCCAUGGGGCUUUGUCGGACACAGAGUCCAUUGGUCUGCUGAUGUCCCGCACUCAGAGGCUCCAGCUCUUCUACCCUUCGUCUGAUCCUGAAUUUUCACUGCUACUGCUACAUCAUCUCAAGGCCAACACUUCUUUGGUGACGCUUGACCAGAUAAGCAUCCUGAACCACAAUGGUACGACGAUUGAGGAACUGUUACAAGCUUUCAAAGAAGCAAUGCAAACCAACCAAAAGCUGCAAACCCUACGAAUGCACCUGGCCACGCCUCUCGGGCACCUGGACUAUAAUACUGUGCCGAUGUGGAUUCACGCGAUCCGUGAGAGCUGUUUUGGUGAUGAGAGUACAUUAGGCAGGGAGGUUGAAUUUUGCAGCGGAGAAUGGGUCCGAACGGAAUACACUGCGGUCAAAAGUCCAAGUGGCCAUAUGGAAGAAUCCUUGCACCUUGCUCCUGACCAAAUUGAAGAAGAAGCUUUCAAAGCCUUUUGCAUCCGUGAGAUUCCCACGUACUCGCGUCUGGUUUCCCUGACGCUGAGUGGAAACAGAUCAAACAAUAGUGUGGCAGAGUGGACAAGGUUGGUCGUGGACAUGAUUCGUUCUGACAUCAAUGUGCCCGUGUUAUGCGUCAAGCAACAACGAGUGGGGGUGCUUCCUAUUCUUCAUGCUCUCAAGGCCAACUCCAAUCUGCUCUCCUUUGAGUUUGGCCCGUGGUCUGAAACAGACGAUCAACACGCAGAGGAGGGGGAGCCCCGGGAAGAGUGGGCUGCUUCCUCCUCGACUGCGGUGGAGGAGGAGAACCCACUUGCAGCACUCUGGCACGGGGCAACCAUGGAAAGAAUCCAAUAUAGACGUUCCAAGAAGAGCAGCGUUGUGCCUUUUCUGGAAGCGCCUUUGCAAUGGACUAGCCUCGGAGUGCUGUAUGGUGUGAUGAGAGAAACAUCAGGGGUAUGGUCCACACGCAAGUGA
This is a messenger RNA of Seminavis robusta, 1545 nucleotides long. The record is from the annotation of a GenBank genome assembly. Lineage: Eukaryota; Bacillariophyta; Bacillariophyceae; Naviculales; Naviculaceae.